AGGCUGAGAACUGAGAAUAUUAGAUGGUUGGAAACUUUGGGAAGCUAUAAUUAUUAAAACAGAAGAGUGUAGUGAUGAAUCAACAUUGAUAUUUUUGUUACCUUUUAAAAAACCAUUUUGUGUCAUAUGGGAAAGGUUUAUUUGCUGGGUUCAUUUUAAAUGAUUAUGAUUAAGUAAGAUAGAACAUUGUUUUUCUCUGUGUAGCUUUUAAAUAUCACGAUUUACUUUCAUAUAAGUAAAAAAUUACUAUAAAGGUCAUUUUAUGAUUAAGAGAAGUUUAUCACUGCUCCUCAGUUUUGCAUUGCUUCUUUGUUUUUUGUUUCUUCUUCUUCUUUUUUUAAUUGUUAUUUGGGUAACAGGAAGAUUCAAGUCUUAAUGUAUCCUGGAGCUAAAUUUGUUAUUAUCACCUUCCACUCUUUAUGACAGCUAAAAUAGAAUGGAACAUUGUUUUCAUAGUCAUAAUAAAAUAGCAAGAUCAAAUGAAAGUAUGAGAGGAUUAUGCCUCUUAAAAUCUCAGACUGAGAACUAUGAACAAAGAAUACGCGAGCAACAGGAACAGCUGUCAUUUCAACAAACCCUAAUUGACAGGCUGAAAUCACAGCUACUUCUUGUGGAUUCUAGUCGAGAUAACAGUUAUGGCUAUGUACCUUUGCUUGAAGACAGUGAGAGAAGGAAGAACAAUUUGACCCUUGAUGAACCACAUGAUAAAGUGAAACUAGGCACACUGAGAGAUAAGCAAUCAAAGGUGAGAAGACAAGAAGUUUCUUCUGGAAAAGAAACCUCAAAGGAUCUCAACAUCCCUUUGCAUCACGAAAGGGAUAAUAUAGAGAAGACUUUCUGGGACCUUAAAGAAGAAUUUCAUAGGAUUUGCUUGCUAGCAAAAGCACAGAAAGACCACUUAAGCAAACUUAAUAUACCAGAUAUUGCAACUGACACACAGUGUUCUGUGCCUAUACAGUGUACUGAUAAAACAGAGAAACAAGAAGCGCUGUUUAAGCCCCAGGCUAAAGAUGAUAUAAAUAGAGGUAUGUCGUGCGUCACAGCUGUCACACCAAGAGGACUGGGCCGGGAUGAGGAAGAUACCUCUUUUGAAUCACUUUCUAAAUUCAAUGUCAAGUUUCCGCCUAUGGACAAUGACUCUAUUUUUCUACAUAGCACUCCAGAGGCCCCGAGCAUCCUUGCUCCUGCCACACCUGAGACAGUGUGCCAGGACCGAUUUAAUAUGGAAGUCAGAGACAACCCAGGAAACUUUGUUAAAACAGAAGAAACUUUAUUUGAAAUUCAGGGAAUUGACCCCAUAACUUCAGCUAUACAAAACCUUAAAACAACUGACAAAACAAACCCCUCAAAUCUUAGAGCGCCGUGUUUGCCAGCUGGAGACCACAAUGUGUUCUAUGUAAAUACGUUCCCACUUCAAGACCCGCCUGACGCACCUUUUCCCUCACUGGAUUCCCCAGGAAAGGCUGUCCGAGGACCACAGCAGCCCUUUUGGAAGCCUUUUCUUAACCAAGACACUGACUUAGUGGUACCAAGUGAUUCAGACUCAGAACUCCUUAAACCUCUAGUGUGUGAAUUCUGUCAAGAGCUUUUCCCACCAUCCAUUACAUCCAGAGGGGAUUUCCUUCGGCAUCUUAAUACACACUUUAAUGGGGAGACUUAAAUCACGUUUGGAAACAGACAGAUCAUGUUCUCUGUGGUGGUUUUGGAUUUGUAAUGCUAGAGAAUGCUUUCUUGUAAGCCAAAUUUAAGAUUGUUUAUAAAGUUGUCACUUUAUCUUUUAAGAGAUCAUUUUGUAUAGAACUAUAAUUCAUUAUAUUAUUCAUGUUUAUACUAUAAUUUCUACAUUUCAAAAUUACACAUGUGACUUACAAAGUUGUGCAGUCAUAAUUUAUGUUUCAAAUAGCUAAGUUUAUUGUUUGACUCUUGUGAGGUCUAUUAAAUUUAGUAAUAUCAAAUGUUUAUAGGGUAUUCAAAUUUUAUUUGAAUUUUUAAUUAUUUUGCUACAGGUAAUAUUCCUUUAAAAUACGUAUAUAACGUACAGAGAAUAACAGACAAUAUGAUCUAAGUAGAUAUCGAAUCAAUCAUUAGUUGCCCAGGGAAAUUUAAACAUUAUAGAUCAUUUUUAAAUAAUACACAUAGUUUUAAUUUUUACUGUGUGUAUAGGUGCAUGAUUAAAUGACUUAAAUAUUAAAAGUGACUUAUGUCAUGAUUAUUAAAAGUAUUCUUUGUUUCUGAGGUAAAUAAAUAAAUCACAUUUGGGGAGGGUUCAUAAAAUUCAUGUCUGAUGGGAUUUAUUACACAUUAAUAGGUCACUUUAAAUUUCAAAAUGAUCUUUCAAACUAAGCAUUCUAAUUUUUUUCCUUUUAUUGGAAACAAAUGUAAAAGCCUGUAAGGAGAAUACAUAUUUAUUAAUUUAGAUUAGAAACGUUCAAAUUCUUGUUGAGAAAUUUGCUAUUCAUUGUUAGCAGCCUGAUUGAUGGCCACUGGAGACAUCUUAGGGUACCAAGUAUGCAGUGCGGCAGAACUGUUUAAAAUGAGACUUGCCUUCCAUUCUUCAUGAUUCUUGCUGUUUGAGCUUCUCUUCCCACUCCCCUCCGCCCCCAAUUUUUAAAAAUGGUUGAGACACGGCUUCCAUUUUAUGAAGUAAGCAUUGACUUGUAGCUUUCAACAGUAAUGUAACUGUCCUUGAGCUAUGUCUCAUACUGGAGGGUUUAGCAUGGGGGAAUUUGAUCAGGCCUCUGUGCCCAGUGGAAGAAUGAGAAUGGUACCUCGACUUCUCAAGGUGACGAGCACAUCACAUUGACAUCUUCCUCACCAAGGGUGACAUAGCGAUUAUUAGGUAUGCACUGUGAAGGGUUCUGAGGCAUGUACAUCUUUGCCACUAGGCUGAAUGGAAAUGCCUAGACAAUUAUCCAAAGACUCUUUUCUUCCCAGCUUCCCUUCACUAUACAUACACACAACUUCUCAGUAUGUAUUAAUAAGAAUAUACCCCCACCACCUAUCAAAAAAAAAUAAAAGGAUUUUUUUUUUCCUCUC
Molecule: messenger RNA, 3036 nt
Organism: Mus caroli (Ryukyu mouse)
Lineage: Eukaryota; Metazoa; Chordata; Mammalia; Rodentia; Muridae
Source: RefSeq, a predicted model, not a curated record